GAGGCAGAUACAGUGCCUUUUCAGUAGUUUCCAGCUCUGCCAGAGCUGAGCUGGAGUUGGGGAGAGUCGUCGGCAGACUGUAGAAUAUGCAGUACUGUAUGUAUUAGACUCCAGCUCUUUCAGUACAGAAGUAUUCCAUCGUUAACCAGCUCUGAAAGAACAGCAAAACAGAGGAUAUACUUUUAAACAGUUGAUUGCAGUAAACUGGCCUGUGCUGUGAUGCCAGAUAAAGCAGGGGAGGCUACAGAGACCAUAAUCAGGAAUGAAGAGAUAAUGGACAAUCUCGUUAUGGUGGAAUGAGGACCAUGGAUUCAUCAGACCGCGACCGUCCAGUCAGCUACAGCUCGACUUCCUCCUCAGCCUCCUCCAGGGACAGCCAUUGCUCUUUCAGCAGUGGGAUGACCCUCGUCUCCAACAGCCCUUUAGGCCUCAACAGCCAGGACAAAGAAGCCGGGGCCAUUAAACUGGAGCUAAUCCCAACACGAGGUUUAUCAAAUCCAGAACAGUGUGAAAACAGUAGGCAGGGGAAUCUGAAUCCUGUGUCGAUUGUUGAGAAGCAGUCAACUCCAGCCACAAACACUGCAGCUAAACGAGUGGAGUCCAAGGGAUCACAUAGAAAUCGUGCAACAUCACCGACUGCAACAUCUGCCACUCCUAAACUGCUUUAUGUUGAUCGUGUUGUGCAGGAAAUCCUGGAGACAGAACGUACCUACGUUCAGGAUCUAAAGACCAUCGUGCAGGAUUAUCUUGACUGCAUCACGGAUCAAUCACGCCAUCCAUUAGGAACAGAAGAACGGUCUGCCCUGUUUGGGAACAUUCGAGACAUCUAUCAUUUUAACAGUGAACUGCUUCAAGAUCUAGAGAACUGUGACAGUGAUCCAGUUGCAAUCGCAGAGUGUUUUGUUGCAAAGAGUGAAGAAUUCCACAUUUAUACACAAUACUGCACAAACUAUCCAAGGUCUGUGGCUGUACUGACUGAAUGCAUGAGAAACAAAGUACUUGCCAAGUUCUUCAGAGAGCGACAGGAAACCUUGAAGCACUCCCUCCCACUGGGGUCCUACCUUCUCAAACCGGUGCAACGGAUCCUCAAGUACCACCUCCUCUUGCACGAAAUAGUUAACCACUUGGAUAAGGACACAGAGUGUUACGAUGUGGUGCAGGAUGCCAUUGAUACAAUGCAGAGGGUGGCAUGGCACAUAAAUGAUAUGAAGAGAAAGCAUGAACAUGCAGUGAGACUACAGGAGAUACAGAGCCUGCUAACCAACUGGAAGGGACCAGAUCUGACCAGCUACGGAGAGUUGGUUUUAGAAGGAACAUUCCGCAUACAGCGAGCCAAAAAUGAACGCACUUUGUUUCUGUUAGAUAAGCUUCUUCUCAUCACUAAAAAGAGAGAAGACAUGUACACCUAUAAAGCCCAUAUUUUGUGUUGUAACCUUAUGCUCGUGGAAGUAAUACCAAAGGAGCCGCUUAGUUUCAGUGUCUUCCACUACAAGAACCCAAAAGUGCAGCACACAGUACAGGCCAAGUCAGUGCAGGACAAGAGACUGUGGAUUCUUCACUUGAAGAGACUUAUUCUUGAAAAUCAUCCAGCAAAGAUUCCAGCCAAGGCUAAACAAGCAAUUCUAGAAAUGGAUGCAAUUCAUCACCCAGGGUUCCACUACAGCCCAGAGGGUGAGAGGAGAGCAGCUGCUCACGUGAGGGAGGAGGGCAUUACACCUCGCAGAGUCCGACGGAAGUCUGAACCUUCAACAAGAUUGAAGUCUCCCAAGCAACCUGAAACCAGACAAGAAAAGCGGGCGAGUAUCGAAGGAUCCCUUCUCUCUUCCACUGUGGACGCGGCUUUGAGUGAAACUACUUUCAGCCCCAAGUCUGUAGAUGAGUCCCUCCAGUGCAGUGACACUGUAAACCAGUCACAGGAGUCCUUGGAACCAGCCUACCCAAGUGACCAAGAAGAGAGUCUCCUUCAGACCCCAACCUUGGAACAGACUGAUGCUGAUGAUGAGGAGGAAGCUGAACAGAGGGGGCGGCCUGACUCGCAGCAGCAAAUGAAGGGAAGUCGUAAGAGGCAAAACAGCCAGGACUGGGAAGACUUUGAUAAACGGCGGAGCUUCAAUUUCAGCACAUCUUCUUUACAGAGUGCUUCAACACCGUCAGCAAAGGAACCGUGCCAGUUCACAACAUCCGCAGGCAGUGCCGCUACUGGUGCUCUGGCUUCAGAGUGGAUCAAAACAAAAGGGAUCUCGGGCAGCGUUCAGAUGGCGGAUCCUAGAGGCGCUUGUGCUGUAAGAGAACUGUGGUCUGAUGCUCCGAUCAGAGAGAUCUUGUUCCCUGGCCAACCUUUGAGUCGCAGGAAUCCAGAGGACGAUGACUACCAGAUGUUCAUGCCUGCCAUCUCUACACCCACCCUGAACUCCACACAAGUGUCGCAGGCCUGCACUGAGUCAAGCAGGCCCUGUAGCUGGCACACUGAAAUCACUCAGGAAAAUCCCAUUCCGGCCAUCAGCCGCAGAAUUGUGAGAAGAGCCAACAGUGUUAAGGAGAAUCAUUCCACUUUCAGGAGCACAACGAGUAGUAAUGAUAAACAGGGUUGUCCAAAGCUGUCGAGAAACGCCAGCCUUUGCAACUCAUCUCCUAAAAUCUGUGCUGCACAACCCGUAGCUUGUGCCAUGGAAACCUUCAUAGACCUGCAGAGUCCAGCUGCAAGUAGCUGCGAAUCAAACCUUGAUAUAACGGACAGCUUAAAAACCGGUCCCGUCAAAAGUAUCUACGAAAACGUCCAGCUCAGUGAAGACCUGAAAUUGACCGGCAUGAGGGAGAAUGCUGCCCCUAUUCGUCACGGAGGCAUCAAGGUGACCGAUCGGGAGGGUGACAAAGAUAGACCAUGUGACCAAAAUAAGUCCAAAGCCCCUUUCAAAGACAAGAAACUAACCACCACACGUUUCACUGAAAUCCGAAGAAGAGCAGCAGCAAAUAAAUCCACUGCCUGUCCACAAAAGGAGGUAGACACAACAAAGUGUUUCACUCAGACCAUUGGUCUGUGUGAAAAAAAUCACAAGAACGUAAAAACUGAUUUCAAAGAAUGCACUGAAAAAGACAGCUUUCUGGGCCCGGAUAUUGACAUUGGGUGCUAUGAUAACAUGGGGAGGUUUGUUUCUGAGGAGAGCCUUCAGUUCAGUGGAGACGAUGCUCCAUGCCUCUUGGGGAAAGGCUACCUGGGCUGGGUUGACAGCUCCUCCAAUUCCAAUUCCCUGUCGCACGAAUCGGUCCCAGAUAAACUGUCCGAGGAAGUCGAUGAGAUCUGGAAUGACUUAGAGAACUACAUUAAGAAGAGUGAAGAGACUAAGAAGGAUCGUCUGCCUGCUGCAUUUCCGGUGAGCAAAGAUGACUUAAACCAGCCAGAUUGCCCUCAGGAGAAUUCUCAGAAUAGCACAGAAUUGCAAGAUUUACAGCCCACCACUCCCAUCACUGACAACCCUAGUAUUACCAAAGCCGUGAAGAACAAACUGACCAGACUCAGUGGCACUGGUUUCAAGUCUGAGGAAGGUGAUCUUAGGAGGGACCAUUCUGCAUUGAAUGCCAGCAGCAGUUCCUUCGUGGCUGAUGGGAUCGUUACUGAAAGCCCCCUGAGUGGAGCAAGUAGCCACAUAUCAUUCACAAGUAGUGAGAGCCUUGACCAUGGACUAGAUAUUGUGGAUCGAACGAAACGGAGAGUCUACUACAUGGCCAGGCAGUACAGCCAGAAAAUUAAAAGGGCCAAUCAGCUGUUAAAGAGGAACCCUGGAGAGCAGUCGCCAUCUGAUCACCAGAAACAGAAAUACAAAGACCUGGCGGCCAUUCUGGAGGAGAAGAAACAAGGAGGUCCUGCUAUUGGAGCUAGAAUUGCUGAAUAUUCCCAGUUGUACGACCAAAUCGUAUUCAGAGAAACAGCCUUGAAAUCUCAAAACACUCUCAAUGACUGCACUGGGGAGAUGUUUGGUCUGAAUUUGGAAUCCCCUCUGUACUCUGGCUGUGAUACUGAGAGGCAGUCUCUCAGUACGGAUGAUUGGUUCCUUCAUUCCACGUAUAGUAAUGGAGAGCUGGCUGAUUUUGUACCUUGGCCUAAUGUUCAGGAACUUAAAUCUAAAUAUGUGUCACCAGAGAAGAAUGCGCAACUUCAGAGGAAACUCGCGUUAACUGGCUUGUCAACAAUUGUGAAUUCACCAGUUCCCUGUUCACCUGCCUACCCACAAGUCCUGACGCAAAGGUGGAGCACCAUCAUUAGCCCGCCAGAUAAAGAAAACCUUUGCCAAGAACAGAAUUACAACUCUUUGGGACGAAGGACAUCAGCAGGAAAACCACAGCUCAGAUCUCAGUCGUCCACUAUUGGGGUCAGCCGUUCAUCUGAUUCGAUAACCUAUACAUGUCAGUCAGAAGGGAACCUGCUUCGUGCCAGCAAAAGCUCCUCAUUUGACAGACCUACCUCUAUGGCCACUCGGAGCGUAGAUAGUUUGGCAUAUGCAGGUGCACAGCAGCAUUUCUGUACAGAAGCUCUGGGUGACAGUCAUUCAGGAUUAAUCCUGCAGGAUUCUCAGAAGGUCCUGGUUGUAAAUAGGAUUCCACCACUAGAUGCGCAGACGGCAACACAGAACUACUUUGCAAACUUUAAUGACACGGGGGAGGACGAUGAAGACUAUGUAGAAAUCAAAUCAGAUGAUGAUUACGAUGAGCUGGAUGAUGGGCCUCACACUCCAGAUAUGAGCUUUGAACCUCAAAGUAAUGCAAAAUCCACCCCCAAACAUAUCGCUUUUUCCAGCACAAGUGACUUGCAUUCAUUGAGCGCUCCCUGCACUCCGGUGACCAGUGACAUCAAUACAUCAGAAUCCUUGGCUGCACUUACUUCUCCGGACAAACUGGACGAUUACUUAUGGAGAGUCCCCUCUCCCACUCAACAGAAUAUUGUACAGACUCUAAGGGAAAAGUUUCAGUGUCUGAGCUCCAGCAGUUUUGCUUGAAAAGGUCCAUUUUCUGUAGUUCACUUGAUCUGUUCCAGAGAGACUGAAAAAGGGAUACCCUAAUGUAUUAAUAUUUUAUCACUGCUAUAUGAUCUGCAAACCUCUUAAAUGGUUAUAAAAUGCUCUAUUACGCCACCUUGCUUGUGGUAUCUUAGUUAGCAAAGCUUUAUUUUAAACUGUGUAUGUUGAAUUAAUAAUGAUGUGUGCUCACCUGGAAAAUGAAGCAUGUAUCGGAUACAGGGAAAAGACAAGAACCUAAGUCUAACCACCAGAUGCACUGUCCUACAGGAAUGCAGAGCUUGUAUUAUAAUUGCUGCAAUGUAAUUGCUUUUGAUGUGUUCCCACCGACUUGAAAGGUUUGCUCUAGGUUGGAAUCUGGUCCAGUUGCCUCAUUUGUAAUAGAUCCGACUGUUUUCACUGGUGAGGCUAAGUAUUUGGGAAGAAUUCUUUACAGCUCCCAAGACUACUUGGUUCAGUUUUGUGGAAUUAUAUGUGCAGUUUUAGUUGUAAAUUUCUCGUUCCAAUGAAUGACAUGCAAGCUGUUGGGAUGUGAGGAGGACGGCACAGCAGUGUGGGAAUCCUAUCAGUGUAGUUAUGCAGUAACAUAACUGCUUCAUUGGUAAUCAGCUGAAAACGACAACCUUGUUAGUUUAUGAGACAUAAUGUUAAUUGUCAAAUAAAACUUCAGCUGCUGUGAUACCAAUACAGUGUCAUGUUGGCACAAUGGCCGGCUAUCUGGUACUGUUGGCAGUUAUUCCAUCAAAACAUAGCAACCACCAAAUGCCCAAGUCACUUGUGCCAUUAAUUAUAUUUUUGUAAGUACCUAUUUCGAACUACCAAACCCACAAAGCUAUCAAGUUGCCACAAGGAUACUGAGCUUUAGAUACAGUAGUCAUGUCAUGAGCUAUACCAAUAAAAACCUCUGCUACCUGAUGAUUAAAUAACCUGUGUUGUCUCUACCAUAGAAAGCGGACAAGUGUUAGCCAUUGAUUGGUGUUUUUGUGCCAAUGGUUUUCCAGCCUUGCAACUUAUUCUCGUAAUAUAAUUAUUCAUGGUUACUUCAAGAAAUAUAAAGGGAAGAUAAUGGUUCUUUGCAGUCCAUUAACCUUUGCGUUGUCUCCCAACCCUCAAAUGUUUAGUUCUUCUCUAAGUUUCCAAAUUCCAAGACUGAGGGCGAGAAAGUGAUUGGUUUCAGGGACUCUGCCACUUGUGGUCUGGGUUGUCUCACUUACCCUCUCUUUGUCAGGGAAGGGACCAAUCUCUUUAUCACCACCUGCCUCCUCGUAGACAGUCCAAAAUUAGGAGGGCACUGAGAAAAGGAUUGCAGCUGUGAACUCAAUCUUACCCAGGGUUUAUAUUCCAUCUUAAUGCCUAAGGUUUGUCAAUCUGGCAUUGCUCGCAUUUUAUAUGAGCAACACCUUUCUGGAUCAAUGGAAAUACUCAUUACCAAUCACUUAAUUAUUCCCAGUAAUAAAAAUCACCAACUAUGAUCCAGAUCACUUUCAGUACUCAGAGAAAGGCAAAUUACUUACUUGCUCAAGAUUCAAAUACAUUUAAUUCUGGAUUAAUUUGUAUCACCGUAGAAUUCCAAUAUACCAGGCUGUUGGGAUACACGUCUGUUCAGUAGAAUUGUUGGUCCUGUCACGAAUGCUCCAUAUUUAAUUACUUAUCAGGCUAAGUACACCAGUUAAUUCAAAUCCAAAUUUCAUCUACACACAAACGGACAUAAAAUGUAUUUGCAGCCUUUUUAGACUGAAUAAUUAAAUAGUAAAUUUGUCUGCACUUAUUAGAAAUCAAUUUCUUGAAUAUUUGUUUAAUAUUUGUUUGGAUAAGACAGUCAUUCAUUUAUCAAGAUUUAACUAUCAUUUAUUGAGCUACAUAGUGUAUUAGAACGUUAUCUACAAGUCACAGUUGCAUUUGUGAACACAAAAGUAUCAUUCAGGUCAGUAGUAAUUUUGCAAUUUAUUCUACCCUUGAGCAUGCAUGUGUUGCUUUAGUUAAUACCAUUGAACCCAGAUUGUAAGGACAUUUAUAAAGAUGUAUCAGACUUGCCAGCUUGCAUAUGCUUAUAUUGCUUCACAUAGGGGAACGUGAACCGGUUCUGUGUGGCUGUGUGUGCAAAAGGAAAAAAAAAUCUUGUGCUUUCUUUCAAAUGUAGGCAAUAGCUGUACAUGUGGAUUAGUCCAGGUAGCAAUAACGCAACAUAUAAUCGUGCAAUAUGAUUCCCAAUAUUUGGUUUUUAUCGUAAUGCAUCAUUUAUCAUUUGUAAUCUGUACAAUUCGACAACCAAAUGUAAGCUAUCUUUU
Callorhinchus milii (elephant shark) is the source of this 7297-nucleotide messenger RNA. RefSeq names its product pleckstrin homology domain-containing family G member 1. Gene Ontology annotation, molecular function: guanyl-nucleotide exchange factor activity. The coding region runs from base 297 to 4991 and encodes 1564 amino acids. Lineage: Eukaryota; Metazoa; Chordata; Chondrichthyes; Chimaeriformes; Callorhinchidae. The transcript has 19 exons. The record is from RefSeq and is a predicted model, not a curated record.